CAUUGAGCGUGACGUAGUGUCCGUCGGUAAUUCGAUAGUGUGUGUGCGUGUGUGUUGGUUGAUGUGCGCGUUUGAACGCGUUGAAAAAUGCGAAACGGUUUUGUGAAGUUUUCCUACUCAAGCGAGAAGUAAUUGCAUGGAAAAUUAAGAAAAAGCAGCAAUAUACAAAAAUAACAACAAAUUUAUGCAAAACAUGCGUUUAGUGCGUGAAAAUCGUGAAAAAUAACUGCAAGUGUUGCCUACUUUUAGGCGUUGUAACAGCUGUAAAAUAAAAUUUCAGGCAAAUUUCUUUCCGGCUGGCUGCUACAAAUUACUGAAAGUGCUAAAUUGAAAUCUCAACAACAUUAAAAACCAAACCAAAAUCUGUUCGAGCAGGAAAAGUGCGCAAAUGGGAUUUUUACUAUCCAAGUGGAAAAGAAAGUGAGAAAAGUGCGUGAGUGAAUGCGGUGUAAUUGAAUUUGCUGCGACGUGUUAACGGUUUUAUGAAUGUGGAAUGAAAAUAAAAUAUUGAAACGUUAAAAGCGAAAGCGAAACCAAACAAAAAACAUAGCAAGAAAUCGAAAAAAGCUUGCUGUAACUACAAUCUAACAACAUAGAACGUUAAAACAACAACAAAAAUUUCCAAAAAAAUAUUGCUAGUAAAACAGCAAGCUUCAAGCACGCACUAAUACAUAGCGACAGUUGUGUGUCAUUGGUGUUUUAUACGGAUAAAUUCAUACCAAUAGCUGUUACUCAUACGCAGAGGUAUACACCUUAACCAAGAGAGCGUGUAUAUGCAAGUGAGCAUAAAGUGGACGUAUUUUUGUUAUGGAACACUGUGGUUGCUGUUUAGACAGACAAAAUUCAUGUAGCAACACAUACAUACACGCAAACAUAUGUACAUAUACACUGGGGAAUAUCUCUGAGGUGCAAAAUCAUUCGAGCAAAAUUUAAAAACUCGCCAAAAAUUUUAUGCAGAACACUUGCAUACAUAUAUUGUGCCAUAAAAACAAAGAAAACGAACUGCCAACUCACAGCAAAUAAUUCAAGCAAAAUUUUGUAAAAAAUGGAGGGUGUGCGAAAUAACUGUAAAAGCAAGCCAACAGCGAAUUUUAAGAAUUCCAACGAAUAUUUCAUCAUCAACGCAAAACAUACCGAACAAUUAUCUAAAACAACAAGCGCAGCGUGAGCGCAGCCGCGGUUGUUUGUUUAAUUCUUGAAUGCUGGAUAAACAUGAAAAUAUUGGUAUUCCUUUGUUUGUGGCGUGCGUAAAAAUUGCGGCGCAAAAAGUGUACUUUGAACUUUGCAUAAGUUCAGCAAGCGAAAUUUCGCAGCGCAACGAAAGUGAAGUGCCAGUGAAGGAUUACAAGUGAAAUAAACCAAAUAUUUUUUCAUGGAAAGUUCGACAAAAACAGAAAAAUAAAAUAAAAAUAAUAAAAAUAGCGCAUUGUAUAAAAGCAAACGCUAAAGUAUUGUUGUGCUAGAGAAAAUUGCUGUUAGUGUUUUACAGCUAACCUAACGUGACCUCGCGGCGUUACAAUAGCAGCGCAAACACGCUGAAAUUGCAAAAAAUAAAUUACAUAAAGCAAAGUACUCACAAAAAUAAAAACUAAGUGUUGGUGCAACAAAAAUCGCGUUAAAUUCAAUAAACUCUUGCGUGUUUUCCCUGCGCAAAUGGAAAUAAUAGUCGCUGAACGCUGACGCAAAAAGGAUAUUUAAGAUUUUUAGCAGCCAGCAGUUAUACCAAAAGUGACGAAGAUUUAAUAAAAAUAAAAAAAAAUAAAUUAUACACGGAAAUCGUUUUAGCUGCAAAAAUAUACAACAAACAAGAAACAGCUUUGAGAGAAAAGGUGGCGACAAACACUUUGGCGCGCGGCAAGGAGUCACAGCACAGCAAACCGUUAUAUGCAGCAGAGUGCCAGCCAGAGGUGCGUUCAAGUGUAACAAAUAUAACGGACCAGCGUCCACCGGCAAUGCCAGCAGCUGCGUGCAGAUACAUUUGCGUCACACAGAUGUUGCAACAGCGCCACCUGAGCGAAUAAACAGGAAACGAGCAAAAGGAAAAAGAAUUGCAAAUGGUGUGGCAUAGUGCUGUGCUGCGUGUGAACGUGUGAAUGAGCGACUGAAUGGAGGAAAAAUAGCCAAUUCAGUUGCUCAAUAGCGAUCGCAAACAAUCGAAGAGAAACGUGUGCAACAACAACAACAACAGCAAGAAGAGAAGUAGUAGCAGUAUAGCAACUGUGCGUUGUUAAGUAAAGGGCGGCAUGUGGCAUGCUACACAAAAAAGGCAAGGUUAAAAUAGCGCGCCAAACGCAUUUGCAACAGUGUGGCUGACAGUAACGAAAACAAAUGAAAUAAUAAAAUUUACGCAACAACAAAGCGACACACAGGCCCAACAAAGUAGAGAACGAAUUUGAAAACAACCACAACAAUAAAAAAAUUUAAAUGUCCAGCAAGCCAAACGCGAAGUGGCAACAAGCAGAGGGUACAAAGCUGGCGGCCAACGCAGACGAACCGAAUACAAAACAGCGAAAGGGUAUCAAGUGCCAGCGGCGAGCGGCAGCUUAAAAGCAGCCACGCAUUGGCAGUGAUGUUGGAGGCGUUGCAAGGGCAGCAGCAGCAGCAGUGGCACCACAACUACUAUUACUACAACGGCGACGACGACAACGACACACAGCGCUCACUACCCGAGUUGCAAGCAAAUUCCAUCAAUUCUCGUCAACGGCACAAAGGUAUCAGCAGUCAGGCCAGCUGCCAACGGAUAGGCCGCCAACAACGACACAAUACGCCAGUUUAUGGCAACACACAUGCCCCAGCAGCCAUCGAACGGCAAAUAAAGAAACAUAACCAACAACAACAACAACAAAGGCAAAAACGACGAGGCAAACGACGACAGCAGCUUGAACGGCACACAGUUGCCAAUAGGCGAAUUCGGUGCGGCACAGCCGUUUCGCAUGACAAACGACAGCAGCAACAACAACAACGGCAAAAGUAUUGCAUUGAGGCGCCGCAUGUUGCCACAUUAGUUUGCUGAUAUCGCAAGCAAACGCUGGUGUACUAUUUCCGGUCGAGCGCCGACAAGGACACACGUCCCGUCAACAACAGCAGGCAAAUAUACCUGCGCUAAGGUUACUCAUACGCACCGGCGUACAGUAGAGCGGAGCGGACGAGCAGCCGCUCUUGGUUGUGACAUAUCCUUCCUCUUUUUCUUGCUGCAUUUUUCGCUGUGCGCUUCUUGCAACUUCCGUCAACUGCUGUGUGUCGGCAACGCAUUUAAAUCGCCGGCUUGCCGCACACCGACACCCACACGCCCACAAUAUAUCCAGCUUCACGCAGCAGCAGGGUGUGUAAGACGUGUGCGGGUUAUUGCCAUUAACAGCAGCUAUAGCGGUAAAAUAUAUGCAACAGCAACAAAAAUAAGCGCUAAGGUGUAGUGCCACAGUAGUACCACAAUAACAACAACAGCAGUUACAAUAACUUUGAGCGAUAGUCAUUCGAUUGAAGCGCACAGCAAGGCAAUCCCAGCAAAUAUGAGCAGAAAUUGUAUUGCAAUUUGCUUGUCAGUUUCCCUUGCGCUCAACAUUCUAUUAAUGUUGUUGCCACAUGCAGCCGGCGAUGAUUGGUCGGCGAGUUGUGCCUCCAACUGUACCUGUAAGUGGACCAAUGGCAAAAAGUCAGCCAUCUGCAGCUCGCUGCAACUAACCACCAUACCAACAACGCUGAGCACCGAACUACAAGUGCUCGUACUCAACGACAACCACAUACCCUAUCUGAAUCGCGAGGAAUUCACCAAUUUGGGUCUGCUGAACCUGCAACGCAUCUACCUGAAAAAGUCCGAGGUACAGUAUGUACACAAAGAGACAUUUCGCAAUUUGAAAAUAUUAGUGGAGAUCGAUCUGUCUGACAACAAAAUUGAGAUGAUCGACAAGGACACAUUUAUGGGCAAUGAUCGCCUGCGUAUACUCUAUCUAAAUGGCAAUCCGCUGAAGAAGCUGGUGGCCUAUCAGUUUCCCAUACUGCCGCAUUUGCGUACAUUGGAUCUGCAUAACUGUCUGAUUUCAUAUGUCGAUCCCAUGGCCUUGGCGAACCUAAAUCUCUUGGAGUUUCUCUAUUUGAAGAAUAAUCUGCUAGAAAGCCUCAGUGAAUACGUCUUCCAACAUAUGACGAAUCUGAAGACACUCGUCUUGGAUGAGAAUCCAUGGCAGUGUAACUGCAAACUACGCAAAUUUCGCAACUGGUAUGUGAAGAGCAAAUUGAACAGCAUCAGUCUGCUGUGUAAAGGGCCGCCGGCGCAGAAAGACAAGCAGUGGGAGAAUGUGGAUGAAGAGCAAUUCGGCUGCAUGCCCAAAGUGGAGCUCUUCAACAAUGAGGAUGUACAGAAUAUAGACAUAGGAAGCAAUACGACGUUCAGCUGCCUGGUAUAUGGGGAUCCAUUGCCCGAAGUCACCUGGGAGCUGAAUGGUAAAAUCUUGGAUAAUGACAAUGUGAUCUUCGACGCAGAGUCGAUCUCGUCGGACAAACUGUGGAGUAAUUUGACUGUCUUCAACAUGACCAGUCUAGAUGCAGGCACAUACGCGUGCAUUGGUUCGAACGUGGUGGGCGUGGCAACACAAAAUAUCAGCAUAUAUCUAACGGAAAUUGUACAGCAUGUGUUGGUCAAGACACCGGAGACCUUCUGGUACUUCGGCUUAAUCAUGGGCACAUUCGGCACGAUCUUUCUGCUCAUACUCUUCUCGUUUGUAGUGUGUCUGUGCAAACGCACUUCGCGACAACGGCGACAUCCAAAGAAAUCCGGCGUAAAACCGAGUGUCAGCUUCAACGAUCAAGAAAAGAAGUUGCUCGAUUUGAGCAUAACAACAACAACAGCGGAUCGCGGUGAUAGCUGUAUCAUGGACAACAAUACGACAACAACAAUGAGUAAAACAGAAUCGGUAAUCGGCUUCGAGCCAAUCGAAAUACAUGCAACGGAGAAUAUGCGCGCCAAUCACAAUCAUCACCAGCUGACGCAUCAGCAGGCGCACCAACAACAACUACAACAUCAUCACGCGCACAUGGCAGGCGCGGCGGGCGGUGGCAGCGGCAGUGCUACACCAAACUCCAUGAUGGCGCCGAACCGCCAGCAAUUGAUGGCGGUUGCCGACGGCUCUUGCAGCGUGGUCGGCAUACCAACCUCAAUGGCAUCGGGUGUCGGUGGCUCGACGCAUCCGAGUACCAUACCCGAAGAGUUCCCGCUGAAUGUGGGCGUCUUUCCGCCACCGCCGGAGUUUUGCUCCAACAUUGUGCCCAAUCCCGCGUAUGGAAAUAUCUUUAUCAGCGUCUCGGUGACGCAGGAUAUGCUGGACGGCGCGGAUAUCAGCAUGUAUCCCGACCUCUUGAAUAUACCGAAGCGUCAACUGAAUGCCGAUGGCGGCAGUGUGCAGACCGGCGUCAGUGUGACCAGCGGUCCGGUUGGUGGUAAUACAAAUGCAACAACUACCACUAUGUUGCCUUCGGGUACAACAACGGCCGUGAAUGUUUCGUCGUUUGCGACGCUGCCGCGCAAUCAUCAACGCCGCGGCAUACUCAAGAAGGACUCAUCGCUGCAGCAUCAACAUUCACUGCAACAACAACAGCAACAAACGAAUUUGUAUCCACACGACGAAAUCGUCUCGUAUCACAAUCUGGACACCACCUACAGUCAAGGCUAUCAGGAGCAUCAGCAGCAACAGCAACAACAACAGCAGCAACGCCAAGCAUAUGCCGCCAAUAUAGUUGGCCUGCCGCCGCCACCACCACCACCUGCCACAGCGAACUUGUCAACACAGUGCCACCACAACCAGGCGGCGGCGGCUGCGGCGGUGGCGGCUGCCAUCAACACCAAAGCCUGCGCGGCCUGCAUAGGCACGCUCUCACCACCACCGCCUUCCUGCAGCACACCGCCCACCACCAUGGAUGCCACACCGCUGCGACCGCUUUGCAAAGGCGGCGCCGGUGGUACAGCAGCGUCCGGCAAUGCGGGCUUAAAGUACGACAACAUGGGCCGACGCAUAACGGCGAGCGGAAAUUCGACGCUCUCGCUGCCAGAUGAGGCGGACGAGGAAUGCUUGGAGGAUGAGACACGUUUCAUAGAGGAGGCGUGCAGUAUAAAGCAGGGACAACAACAACAAGACUGUCAACAACAAAAAUCCACAGCGGCGAAUGCGACCACAGCGAGCGGUAAUUCGAAGUUGGUGGAUGCGGGCGGCGGUGCGGAGUAUGUGUCGCUGUAGUAUUACGGCACGCAGGUGUAAAUUAGUAGGCGUUGUAACAUACACAGUCAUACAUGGAUACAUCUUUACGGUUAGCGAGAACAAGAGAGUGCUAGUAAGUACGUUUGCAUAGUCUAGUAAUUAGUAAGCAACAAAUUCAUCUAAUAAUAUCUAACACAUAAGCAGUUGUAAGUUAUUAUCGGGUCUCAUAUGCUAGUAACUAGUUCUCAUUUUUCAACUUCAUCUUCGUAAAGUAGGGCAUACAUAAAACAUAACUGUUAUAGUAUUUAGUAUAACAAACAGCUUAAAAGAACAGUUGCAAUUCAGUUAGAGGUAGAAAAGUAAUUUGAAAUAUUUUUAAUAACAGCUUAGAACAUAUACUGCUGACAAAUGUGAGAUUUCAGUUUUUGUUCUCUAAGGUAAUCUAAUUAUGUUCGUUAUACACUCAUAACUCAAUGCUGGUUUUUUCAUCCAUAAGUAGUCCGAUGAGGUCUGGUUAGCCCAAACUUCCUUUUAUUGCUUAUCUAAGUAAGUUAGGUAAGGCGAGAAGGUUGAUCCUAACUGCGAUCUCACUUGAACAGCUUAGAACGCCAAUCCAUUGUGUUAUCUAAUAUUUCUAUGUAAUUGAUAAUAAGACCGUCAUUAGUCGACAAAGCGCUUUGAGUCUUUCAAAAAUUUAUUAAGGUAUCUAAUAUAAAUUUUGGUUUAUCUCCUGAUUCACCGAAUGAAAGGCCACCGCGAUGUCAACUUCAGUCUUUCAAAGGCUGGACACUAAAGAUAAAAUUGAUAAAAUGCCUGUAUGUUUUCACCACACCUUCUCCCUACAAGUUUGAUAAAUGGCGUGCGACAAGCUUUUUAUGAACGCCUAUUGGACAAGUUCCACUAAAAACUAUUAUGUUUUUGGCAAGUUAAUUAAACCUUGCUAAGGCAGAUAAUUCAGUAGAUAUCCUGCGAUGUGCUUUAAGCGAAAAUAAUAUCACAGUCUCACAAAAGCAACUAAUGCCUGCUAGACACACGCGAGAUCCAUGGGUCCAGUGCUAGAACGCUAGAUGGCAAACGAAUUUCUUUAAAAACUCGUUUCCAAUCCGAUAUGAGCAGAGUGUGGGUAGUCUAAGAUUCCUUGAAAGUUGAUUUUAUUAUUAAAAAGACAUUACAAUGCAGUCUGUCCGACAAAAAUAUCAUUGCUUUGAUCUAAAGAAAUUACGUAUUAUUACGAUAAUAUUUCAAUCGAAUGACUUCUUUAGUACUAACUGUUUUCAUAUAAACACUAGUUCAACAUUUUCUGAGCAAUAUCUCUCUGAUGAUUUAUGUUAGUAAUCCUGGGCACGACGUAGGGUUUUUUUUAGAAUUUUUAGAGACCUUCGUAUUCGCCUUGCUCGAGACAUGAAGUGGUUUGACAUGACUUCAGGAAACUGCUCUACAAAAGUCAGGUUUAUAAAAACUUUUAAAAGAAUUGUAUUCAGUAGUUUAGAACCUGCAACUGCAAAUAUAUCAGCGACAAUAUCAAUUUGAAAGCAGAAGCCCUUUCCAAUUUUCCUGUGUGUUUAAUUUUAAUUACAAAUAACAAAAUAAUCUUUACUUCUGCUGCACCAAAGCUGUUAUACUCUUCCCGACCAAUUGUUUGCAUGCAACAGAAAAAAAAAUUUUCCUAGUUAUUUUUAGUCACUUUGUUUGAUACUAGCAAUAUUCUAGGCAUACAAAUAUUCAAGUUAACAAAAUUCAAGUCGAAUUAAGCUUACUUAAUAAGGAAAGGUGAUCUUUAUCUUGACUUUGAUGUUCAGAGAUUUGGGCAUUGCCUGAGACAAUAAUCUAUGCCAAAUUUGAUGAAGAUAAUUUGUUCGCAUAUUCGGGUAGAUAGACCAACGUGGUCUUCAGGCUGAUCAUUUAUAUAUAUACUUUAUAGGUUCUUCGAUCAUUCCCAUUAGAUAUCAUAAACUUUGAGAGAGCUUAGUUAUCAUUGUUGUUCGACAUUAUAAAAUAUAGCUUCUACUCUAUCAGUCCUGUCGUUAGACUUGUUAACUGUGCCCUUGUGAAAAAAUGUAUAUAACAUAACCAAUUGUCAGGGCAAAAUUAAGGUCACUGAUUUCUCGUUUAUCAAUCAACCAAUUGUCUGCCACAAUUGCUUCUAACCGUAUUUCUUUUACAAUAAAAUAUUCUAAGUGCGGCUAAUACAUUUCAAUUUACCAGUAACUCGCUCGUUUCGUCACUCUCUAACUGUUAUUAUUACAGUUGUCAUAGUACUUAUUUAAUUUGCAUACAGUUGAACUUGCAUAACUCGAACUUCUCUAACUCAAAGUUUUCCAUAACCAGAACUCUUGAAUUGGCAAUAGAAGUCAAAUUUUAACAAAUUUCCUUCCAUACCUCGAAAUCUCUCUAGUUCUCUAGUUCGAAGUUUUUUUGUGGAUUAUGGCGAUUCAAGUUACUAAGUUCAAGUGUAAUAAUAUUUUAUUACUAAAUAAUUAAUUUAACACUUCCAUUAUUAAUAUAAUUUAUAAUUUUAAGAUAUAUGUACAUAUAUGUACUAGUAUAUUUGUUUAACUAUAUUAUUGUUUUUUAUUUAAAACAGCAAGGCUGGUUUAAUCGAAACUUAUUAUAGAUAAUACUUGACGUACAUGCAUUGUUAGAUGGUUCAGUCCCAAUAGCCAAAGUAAUAACUUCGAUAAAAAUUAUUUUAUUUUAUAAGACAAGGCAAUCAUUUUUUUUUAAUAGCUGGAGUAAAAUAAAACAGAGAUGAUUGAACUAGGUAUUUAUAUAUUGUAGCUUCAAUAAUUCUAAAAUAUAUUUUUGAAUAGUUGAGCUCGCUGGAAAUGUUUACGCAUUUACUCUUAAUACUGCUAUUUGAUAUGGCUAAACGAUAUUCUAACAAUGCUGUUGCUGUAAUUCCAAUGUUUUCAUUCAAAAUAAUCCCUACCACUGAAAGGUAGUUGUAAAACAAAACCCUUAUUUUCAUAUUGUGCUUUGUUUCAAAAAUGGUUCUUGUCAUUUCAUAUAUUAUGCCGUAGAUAAUGAUGACGACUUCUUUUUCGUUAACAUGAACAAAACCGUAACCAAACGUAACGUUAGCGCCUACCGGAAGCUUAUACAUUUUAUUCAAUACGUAAUCUGAUGCAUGGUUGAACAUUUAACGAUUUUAAAGAAAACUUUAUUGGUUUCUCUUAAUAAUAAUGCCAUCACCAACAGCUCCUUUCACUAAAUUGAUUGUUUUGCUGGCUGUUGCAUGCCACACAGCUGAGUCUUGUUGAAACCUCCAAUUCAGGUACGAAAAAGUCAUUCAACAUCCACAUUAACUGUAACAUUAUGGCUGGCUGCUGGCUGCCGGCUUCAUUUUUAAAGAAAUAUGAACCUUUGUUUACCUCUACCCAUAGAGAAAACCAAACAGACUACUUUUUGAGAAUGUAUCGUCGGCUCAACAAUGUCUUGUGGCUUAUCAUCACACUAAAUGUGAAAAUUUUGUUUAUUAACGUACACAUUUAACCAAAAUUUAGAUUCAUGGCUAAACCAAUUUUGCUUGUGAAAAUCGGCAUCGGUGUUCAUCUCGUUUUAGGCCCAUUCACAGAACAUCCGACUCGCUUAAUGAUUGCUAGACUUCAAUUCGUGCACGAGUUGGAUUUUAUAAGUCCACAAACCAAGCACAAGCAAUUGUUGCUCACAAUGAAAGUUGGACUCCUUCGAAUCUGCAACACAGCGCACUGUAUGGCAUCUCCGAGAAUGUGUAUUAUCCACUAAAGCAAGAAUGUUGCGAAACCGAUUCAUAGUGCUUGAAUUACAGACUCUGCUGUGCGAUUAUAUCGACCGAAUAUUAAAUGGAGCGCGUCUGUUCGUUAUAUUUAUAAUAAACAUAGCCCAUUAUAAAUCGAAAAACAGUUGAUCAAAGAAAAAAUCCGAAAACAAUAUUGUCGUAUUGAAAACCACACGUCUAAAACAAUCGUUGUUUUGUAUUUGGUGUCAAUAUUGAUAUGAAUUCGGUUGACAAAAAUUUGUAAUCAAAAAGCGGUCCACUUUUCAUAGCUUGUCGAUAUAGAGUAUUUCCAAAGCCUUUUUUAGUACGCUAGUUUAGCACCAAAAUUUUUGCUUCCAUUGUUCUUUAAGUUUUCUUCAACUUACAUUAAAUCACCAUUCACUCUUACUGAUUGUAGUAUAAGCCAAUAAGUUGUAAAAAUAUUGAGUUUAUUUUUCAUAUCCACCACAUUUCAACAAAGUUAAAAUCGAAAUCGAUAUUUUUUAUAGUUAAAUAGUCUAUGAGCUUAAACUUUGAGAAUUAGAGCUUAGCGAUAAAUUUAUAAUAAAUUUUGUAUCUUUUUCCGCUUUAAUAGGCUUUUAGACUUUAAAUAAAAUAUUGUAAAAAUUUGCCAAAUUAAGCAUUUAACUAUAAUUUAAAUGUGUUUAGCUUUAGUUGAAAUAUGUUCAAUUAGUAUAAUGCGCUGCUGCAUUGCGAAAGAUAACAUUUAAGCAAGUAAAAAAUGGCUUAUGUAAUAAAAUAUUUAUUUAGAGAAAAAAAGACACAUCAUAGCGAACAACAACAAAUCAAAAAUACUAAUUGAGUAUGUAUUACAUAAUAAACACACACAUACGCAAGAAUAUCUAUAGUUUGGAAUCGAUAAUAAGCAAAUAAGUAUGUAUGUAUGUAAAUCGGCUUAUCUUUAAUUAAUAAUUAACUUUUAUUGAGGCAGAUAUUUAUAUGAAUAUUAUAUACAUACAUAUAUGUAUAUAUAUACAUACUUAGCUAUAUGUGUAUGUGCAACUGGCAUUGUAAAUAUUGACGUAGCGAAAAACCAAAAUGUAAAUUAUUAAAUAGAUUAGAGAUUUUUUAAACUUUUAAAGCUAAAUUGCAUUAAACAAACAUAAUUCAGCUGUCACGGAUUAAAGCGAACACAGUGGCAAAAAAUCGAGGGAAAAGUUUGCAGGCAAAAAAUGAAUUUAAAUGUAAAUUUAUAGAAGAAAAAUGCAGCAAAAAUGCAAAUACAUAGAAAAAAAUAACGGUAAACAUUUUAAUACAAAUUCACACCAACAAAAACAAAAGAAAAAAAUGCAUUUGUGUAAACAAGUUGUAGGGGUCAUGACACCAAUGCAUAAAACGAGCACUUGCAUGCAAUAUUAUUGCAAAAACAAAAAAAGCAUUAAUUUCCUGGAUUUUUUUUAUUUCCAUGCCAAUAGCAAUGCAUACGUCCCUUAGCCAGCGAAUUUGUGUAAAUGAACACCGGCGAUAUUUAUUUGUUGUGAUUAGCAAACAGCAGCUGAAGCCAAAAGCAUUUUAUAAAAGCCAAAUAAACAACAACAAACCCACAUAUACAUACAGCAGCGGAAAUAUUUGUCAAAAUGUAUAUAGAAAACACAUUUUCGAAAAAAAUCAAUAGAAGCUGACAAACGAAGGCAAACAACAACACUUGUAAAAACUGUAAACUUUGAAAGAAAAUUUAAACGCCAGCAAUUAUGAGCAUGAAUGAGGUCUAGACAUUAAUUAAAAUUAUUAAGUAGCAUGUAAGCGUAAGGUAUAUAAGGUAAAUGGAAAAAAAUAAAUAUUAUAAAAAUAAAAAAUAAGAUUUAAAAAAUAAUUAAAUUUAAA
Bactrocera tryoni is the source of this 11769-nucleotide messenger RNA. RefSeq lists its product as uncharacterized. The record is from RefSeq and is a predicted model, not a curated record. Bases 3510 to 6227 code for a protein of 905 amino acids. The transcript is spliced from 5 exons. Gene Ontology annotation, molecular function: protein binding. Lineage: Eukaryota; Metazoa; Arthropoda; Insecta; Diptera; Tephritidae.